AUGACGGUGCCCAAGGAGCUCGCCGACGUGGCCAUCGAGCGGCUCGCUGCCGAGCGGGCGACCGCGACGUUCACGACUGAGGCGUGCGUUGACCUUGUCCUUGGCUCCAAGGCGUGGCAGGCGCGCAUGGUCUACCUCCGGUCGCUUGUCGAAGCGCACCCGGUCCUCUCAGACCGCGACAUGAUGUACCGCAACCACAAGGAGCGGUAUACCUUUGCGCUGCAAAAGGCGCACGCGUACACGCGCUUCUUGCAAGAGCACAACCUUACCGACGCCACUGAGCGGACGUUUGUGUACGAGCUCCUCGGCGAGCCGCUGCCCAUCGACGUCCACCGGUCCAUGUUCAUCCCGACGCUCGAGACGCAGAUGGACGACGAGCAGCGUGCCUACUGGCUCCCGCUCGCGCGCGAGGCCAAGAUCCUCGGGGGCUAUGCACAGACGGAGCUCGGUCACGGCUCCAACGUUCAAGGCAUCGAGACGACUGCGAUCUACGAUGCGACGACCGAAGAGUUUGUCCUGCACUCACCGACGCUCACAAGCCGCAAGUGGUGGCCCGGUGGUCUCGGCAAGACGGCAACGCACAUUGUCCUCCACGCCCGAUUGACGCUCAACGGCAAGGACCGCGGUGUGCAGGCCUUCUUGGUGCCACUGCGGGACCCGACGACGCACGCCACGCUCCCGGGCCUCGAGAUUGGCGACAUUGGACCCAAGAUCGGAUUCCAGUCGGUCGACAACGGGUAA
Saprolegnia diclina VS20 is the source of this 741-nucleotide messenger RNA. RefSeq lists its product as hypothetical. The coding region runs from base 1 to 741 and encodes 246 amino acids. NCBI's taxonomy places the organism in Eukaryota, Oomycota, Saprolegniomycetes, Saprolegniales, Saprolegniaceae. The record is from RefSeq and is a predicted model, not a curated record. Gene Ontology annotation, molecular function: acyl-CoA oxidase activity; FAD binding; fatty acid binding. Gene Ontology annotation, biological process: lipid homeostasis; fatty acid beta-oxidation using acyl-CoA oxidase. The transcript has a single exon. Gene Ontology annotation, cellular component: peroxisome.